CGUCACGUUCGUCAGCCUAGUUGGGUUAGGUUUUACGCUGGAAAUUCUAACGAUAAAUUUUUUGUUUGACGAUUGAUGUUUUCCCCGUGUCGCGUUGGCCCGUGACCGAGCGACGCCGAGGUGCCUACGUAGCGACGGCCGGCGAUCGUGUCUCGCAGAGCGUGCGAUCGCGAGGGGUUCGCGUGGUUUGGCGUAUAUGAGAUUUUAAACGGAAAAUGAGUCGACAUGAAGGGGUUAGCUGUGAUUCCUGCUUGAAAGGAAAUUUUCGGGGUCGUAGAUACAAGUGCCUUGUAUGCUACGAUUAUGAUCUAUGUGCCGGUUGCUACGAGGGAGGCGCUAGUACCACUCGCCACCUCACAGAUCAUCCUAUGCAAUGCAUACUUACUAGAUCUGACUUUGAAUUAUACUAUGGUGGCGAAGGUGUGAGUGUAGAACAGCCUCAAUCCUUGACUUGUCCUUACUGUACAAAAAUGGGCUUUACCGAGGCUACAUUACAAGAACACGUUGCUGCUGAUCAUCCAGAUACUUCGUUUGAAGUCGUUUGUCCAGUAUGCGCAGCAGUGCCAGGUGGAGAUCCUAAUCAUGUAACUGACGACUUUGCUGGCCAUCUGACAUUAGAGCACCGCAGUGGACCAAGGGACCUGAUUUCCUUUCUGGAUGAACCGACUGCAAGUAGACAUGGUGUUAGACGGAUACCGCAUCCAUCUAGAGCCGUUGGAGCUCCGCGUGGGCGUAGGUCCAACAUGCAUUUUAGUUCAUCUGGAGGGUUAAGCCCAAGUAAUCGCGAAGGUAUAGAUCCAAUUGCGGAAUUGCUGUCUCAAUUGUCAGGGGUACGCAGAAGUGGAGGAGGAAGUGGACAAAGUACAUCGGCACCUACACAAUUACAACAAUUACAAAUGCAAUUGCAAUUAGAACGACAACAAGUUCGGGCUGCUAGACAACAACUCGAAAGAUUACCCAGAAGACAGACGCAAGUGAUCGGUUCUGUAAGUGGAGGCAGCGGAGGUGGCGGCGGUGGUGGCGGUCAUACUACUACUAUGGGGACAACGAACAGUACAAGUAGUAAUAAUAACGCGACCAAUGCGGCCAACCCGUCCGGUGUGUCUUCUUCUAAUUCACAGAAUAAUAUGUCUCUAUUACCCAGAUGCAUCAUAACUACGCCAUCUGAUUCACAACUACAAAGUAUUGAACGUGAGAGUGCAAAUAGGAGCCUUUUUGCACGUGAACUUAUCGUCGGAACGCUUUCUCAAACAUUGUCAGAUUUGAUGCAGCAGCAGUGCGCUGUGCAAACACCAGCGUCGAAUGCGACUACUGCCACGACCAGUCCUGAAACACCAAACGCCAAUACUUCCAUUGUUUCUGCAAAGAAAUUGGGAGUAACUCAGGAAGCGAAGAGGGAACAAGCGACAAGUAAACACGUGACAUCGCAGGCAUCUAUACAGCAAAAAGAAUCGCAUAUUCUGCAAGCUGCUGCUGCUGCUGCUGCUGCUACUACUGGCAGCGUAGGUUCAGGUCUGCAAAAUCAGGGCUUAUCCUCGAAUCCUAGUAGCAUUGCAACGCAAAAUCCACCUAUAGUUCAAACAUUGAUGCAUAGUGUAUUACCUCAGCCAUUGGUAUUGCAGCAACCACUGCCGCCACCAAUUAGGAAUACUGGUACUGGAACUAUCAGGGAACCGAUAGCAGCUCCGGCGCCUGCUUACCUCAGAGGUGGAGUUGGCUCUGUCGGAGUAACAGGCUCUUCGCGUAGGAAGCCGGUUAGGGCAGUAGAUGGCAGAAACCAAUCUACGGAACCGCCACCCCCACACUAACCCCUCCUUAGCCCAUGUACCCAUCCUCUACCCUGAUUCCUCACACAGGAUUCCCUAGCACUAGUCCUAGCACUGUUUAGAACACCUCAUCAUUAUUGUUAUUAUUAUAAUAUUAUAUAUUAAUAAUUAUUCGAAACGCCCUCUCCUUUCCUUUUCCUUCUUGUCCUUCUCCUCUACCUCAUCCUUGUCCUCAUCCUUUUGUGCCCUAACGCUAUGACAACUUUCCCGAACUUUAAUCUCGCCAUUUUUGCUGUUACGUGACAUGGAACAAGGGCAAGGGCUGAUUCGCUUGCCGCUGCGGCAUAUUUGCGAAUAAUGUACAUAACUCACACUUCUUGCAGUCAUGCUCGAAAUAUAUAGAGUUCGUUCGCGUAUACUACUCUUCUUCGAAUGAGUCUUGCCACGUUCUUCCACGCUGACGUGCUACCACGAUACGGCGUUACCUUUUAUCCGCUGGAGAGCAGGUGUUUGCGAAUCAACAAAAAAUGUGUUGUUAAAAAGAAAUUCUUAUGAGGACAAAGCAAUAUUAGCAUUUAUCGUUCGGUUGUUGAGAUAUCGAAGAAUAGUACGAAUAAGGAUUAAUCAGAUACGUGGAUCAGCAUAUUGAUGUAAGAGUUUAGCAAUAGUACAUAUUGAUCCAAUGAGAUGGUGAACGAAUGUGUACGCAAGUGUUGCUUUUCACAUUACAUUUUGUGUAUAUUAUACACAUUUACUGUCACAUGAUACCAAGUGCGAGAGAUCUUAUUUGAUCAGUAUACCCAGUACAAAUCGAACGAUCGAUCGCUAAUGUGCUAUGUACUUGAAAAAAACGAUGUACCUCCCUUUUUCAGAUAAAGAUACACAAGUGCAAAAUCAUGCCUGGGUUGGUCCGUACUAACGCUUUUAAAUUGCUUUAACCUACAGAUAACUUCUCCGGCGCACUAAUAGUGGAAAAAAUGACUAUAGGAAUGAAUGUCACGAAUGGUAUAACAGUGCAGAACAACGUUGCUGCAUAUUUUUCAGAUGACUACUUAGAUUAUAAUUCUCGUUAUAAUAGACUCCUGUAUAUGCUUUACAAUCAAUAAAUCAUUGGUAUAAUGUACAAGAAAGUCAUUUAUAGUCUAUAAUUAUCAUUCGUAGCUUACACGAAACUUCCUUUAUUUUUUAAUUUAUUUAAGCAGAGCUGACUCGCGCGCGCGCUGUGGCAUUUUGCAUACGCAAGUAAUAGAAGAAGUUGCUAAAAGAAUAGAGAUGUUGAGAAUAAAUUUUCCGUAAUAGACUCUCCCAAGUAGAUUUAAUAGUUUAAUUAAAUUAGAUUUUUAAUUUAGUAAAAAUCUCGGUAUUGGCGGACCAUCCCUUGGCAUACACAUGGCAUAAAAGAUGUGUGUCAUAAAGUGGAGAGAUUAUAUUUAGAUAUAACUUAUUAAUUUAUGUCAGCCUUUAAAUUCAAUAAUUUAAAAUAUAUGAUCUUUGGCGUUUAAAUGUAUUUAAUGUUUUACUAAUGCUUACGUAUUGUUUGUCAGAAUAUUAAUUUCCGAAUUAUCAUAUAUUGCAAUUUUUUUACGAUGUGAUGCACAGAAUUAAAGAAUAAAAUUUCUUUUAAAAUUAAUCACUCCAUUUUAAGGCACUGAACAAUUGCAGUAAUCGUAAAAAAAAUUGUGUUUUUUAUCAAAUUCGUACUUCGGUCUAUAUGUUUAAAAAGCGUAAAUUUAAAAAGAAUGUGAUUCGGCAAUGGAAAAUCUUCAAAAUUUUCUUGAAUUUUAUCGAAAUAGCAAGCCAAAUCCUUCAAAUAUAUCUAAUAUUUUUUUAAUAGAGAUAUAUUUAUUUCUUCUGUAAAAUACACAAAGGUAACAUCGGUAACAUUGUAUCGGAGUAUGCGUGCGAUGUAUAUGAAUGCAUCAGUAAAAUUUUUACUGAAAGUAAAAUUUUAAAGGUGCUCUAUUAUACAUCAGCGUUAUUUGCUUUUCUCAUUUUUUUUUCUUCGAGUACUUAUUCUCUUAUUUUCUUCCUUUUUUUGGCAUGUUACUGUCGUAUACAUAAUAUCUCUUGCCUUGUCCUCUUCCUGUCUCUCUUUCUCUCAUCGAUGUUCUUGAUCCAAAUUAUCUCUCACUUAAGAUCCCGUGUGAGCGUGUAGCUGCAAGAUGUGGUAGCUCUGCAAACCGUGCAACGUUUUACAAGUGCGCAAAAAUGAUAUAUACACGCCUCAUAAAUCCAUGAGGAAAAAAGAAUUAAAAUAUUUAGUGUGCGAAUCUACUACGAUAUAGAGUAUGAACUUCAAAGCUUGACCAUCUUAUUUUCUGUGUGCAAGGUCGAGAAACUUCAAAAUUAAAUUUAAAAAAAAAAGAAAAUAUACAGAUUGUAAAAAAAACCUGUUUAACUUUUAAUUGCGUCGUUUCACCGACGUUUAUCUAAUCUUGAAUGUUUUGCCUGUCUCUCUACUCGUAUUCGACAUGUGUAUACUUUAAACGAGUGUUUUUUUUUUAAUAGCUAUUCACGAUCUUGUACUUUGUAUUAUGUAAUUAGUUGCAAUUUGCGAAGAAAUAGAUCCGAAACGUAAAAUAAAAUGGGGUGCACUUAAUUGCCUUAAUGCAGGAUGCCUGAAAAAAUUAAAAUGUGAAAAGAAUCGAUACCCCUCUUUGAGAAACGGAUGUGCCUGCAUUGCGAAAGUUUUUGCGCAUGAUGCUCCGUGAUGAAGUUAAUACUGUACUGAGCUAAUUUUAAUAAACGUAUGCGUAUGUAAAAUUA
Solenopsis invicta (red fire ant) is the source of this 4532-nucleotide messenger RNA. Its product is annotated as E3 ubiquitin-protein ligase KCMF1. The coding region runs from base 216 to 1808 and encodes 530 amino acids. The transcript is spliced from 8 exons. Gene Ontology annotation, cellular component: plasma membrane. NCBI's taxonomy places the organism in Eukaryota, Metazoa, Arthropoda, Insecta, Hymenoptera, Formicidae. The record is from RefSeq and is a predicted model, not a curated record. Gene Ontology annotation, biological process: synaptic signaling. Gene Ontology annotation, molecular function: zinc ion binding.